Candoia aspera is the source of this 2627-nucleotide messenger RNA. RefSeq names its product sorting nexin 16 (gene SNX16). Lineage: Eukaryota; Metazoa; Chordata; Lepidosauria; Squamata; Candoiidae. The transcript is spliced from 8 exons. The coding region runs from base 252 to 1295 and encodes 347 amino acids. Gene Ontology annotation, molecular function: phosphatidylinositol binding. The record is from RefSeq and is a predicted model, not a curated record. Gene Ontology annotation, biological process: protein targeting to lysosome; endosome to lysosome transport; early endosome to late endosome transport. Gene Ontology annotation, cellular component: early endosome; late endosome; extrinsic component of endosome membrane.
GUAGUCGGGACGGCCUGACAAACCAGUGGCGGCUCUGGCAGUCCGAGACCGCGCCGCGUCCAGGCAGCCUCCCGCUCCUCGCAACAGGUUUGCGCGGCCCCUCCCUUGUCGUCUCUUCGAGGUGGAGGCGAGCUGCUUCGCGGAAGGCGAGACAAAGGCAGGCAGAUACCUGUGAAAAAAAUUAAACAAGAGAGAAUCACUUAAAUUCAACAAUCAGGGCACAUAAACUUUCUUAAGUUUUCUAAUGAAGGAUGACUACUCCAUACGUUCCUGUUCCAAUUCCUAUAGGAAGUUCUACUAGUUUUACCGUAAAUAGAAACCAAAGAUCAUCAUCUCUUGGGAGUAUUUCAGCAUGUUCAGAUUCUUCAAAGGGACAGUUAGAAGAGUCUUCUAAAAGUAACUUUAAAAAGAUGAGUGUUCCUGAUCAGAUUGGUGCUAUUUCAUGUCCUUGCAAUAGUCCGCUUGUUAGGACUAAAAUUUUAGGUGUGAACACCUCUAUGGAAUAUUGUAUUCAACCAUUGGAAAAAACUGAGCAAAAUACCAAGAUGGAGAACUGGGACGAUCGACCUGCUACUCCUACAAUACUAGGUUAUGAAGUAAUGGAAGAGAGGGCAAAGUUCACUGUUUACAAAAUACUUGUUAAGAAAAAUCUGGAAGAAAACUGGGUAGUUUUCAGAAGGUAUACGGACUUCUCCAGGCUUAAUGACAAGCUGAAAGAUAUGUUUCCUGGUUUUCGGCUGGCACUGCCUCCCAAGCGUUGGUUCAAGGAUAAUUACAAUCCUGACUUCCUAGAAGAUAGGCAGCUAGGACUCCAAGCAUUCCUACAGAAUCUAGUAGCUCACAAAGACAUUGCCAACUGCCUUGCAGUAAGAGAGUUUCUUUGUUUGGAUGAUCCACCAGGGCCCUUUGAUAGCCUUGAAGAGAGCAGGGCUUUUUGUGAGACUCUGGAGGAAACAAACUACCGGCUUCAAAAGGAACUUAAUGAAAAACAAAAAGAGGUGGAAACUCUGAAAAAGUUACUAAAUGAAAAAGAAUUGUACAUAAAUGAAAUGGAGAAAAGACUUGGGGACUUAAAUUUAGUGGAAACAAAGUCUUGUAAGUUGUCAGGAGAGGGAAGUGAAUGCAGUGGAGAAGUGGAAUCAUCUGCAACCGAGGCAGAUCAAAGAGCCUUGGAAGAAGACAGCCGGUCUGAGAAAGAGGAUUGGAAAACCUCUUGGAGUGGGUCAUUGGUUGAAAACUUUGUGCCAGAAAUUGAAGUAGCUGAAGUGGCAUAUACUGCUGAUAUAGAAAUGUAAGCAUGGCCUGUUUUGCUUUGUUUUGUUUUAAAAAAAGACCCAUCUGGAAGAUGUUGAACAGCAGUAGAGCUGAAGGUGAUAGGAAUGUUUACAUAAAUCACUCUGAAUACAUUUUUGACACCGGAAUAAUAAUCAAUGCUGCUUUAAUUCAGCUGUUAUCUAAGAUAUAUAGAUAGAUGGAGAACUAUAUUAAUAUAUUAAAAACUCUGGUUAAGGCUACAUUUUGCCUAGAAUCCUAAGUGAUGUGUAUAAGUUAUAAUUUACCAGUAUAUAAAGGUUAAAUGUCAAUUAUCAUCAUUUGGCUUGUCAUACCUGUUUGCUACUAAUAUAUAACCUAUUUUGUAUGGGCAGCUUUUUGGUAUAUGAUUUUUCAGAUUCUUUAUAUAAGAUACAGUUUUAUGCUCUGGAAAUAUAAUUCUGCCAUCUGGCCUUGGAAACAGUAUAGGAUCUCUGAUGUUUUUUAAAGUGAUAAAUUUAAAUAACUGGUAUGUAUGUUUUAAUGCAAUAAACUAGGAAAGCUUACAGUACCAAAAUAAUAUUUCAGAAAUAGGAGUAAGAUUGAGAGGUUUUUAUGAUGGGGGAGGGAGAAUCAUAAGCAAUUUAACUAUAUAGCCUGUGGUUGUUCAUAUUCACUUGAAAAUAAUGUAAACACUAAUUUAACAUGUACCUGUUAAUUUUUUUUCUUUAAAUCCUAUGAUAAUUUGCUACAUAAUCAAUGACUGCCUUAUAUAUAAAAAAACACUACCUCCUACUUUGUGGCUAUGCAUAAGUGUGCUGAUUAAUACCUACCUAUAUGUAUAUGAAUGAUAAUGACCAUUUGUUAAAGCCAUACUUCUGCACCAUUAAUGAAAUGAAGUUGCAGGUUUUGUGAAGAUACCAGGUAUUCUGUAGCUUAUUUUACAAAUUGUGUUAUGCCCGACAAUGCACUUUAUCAGAAACAGACUUAUUGUGCCAAGUUCAUUGGCAUUUGCAUACACACACAGACCGAUGCAUACCUUUUGAUUGAGGAAAGGUGAAAUGAUUUGCACAGUCAUGUCUCUUUCUAUUACGUUUGUUACAUAUGUUUACUGUAGUAGUGUGGGUCAGCUUUAUGGAAUCUUCAGAAAUGUUUUGCUGAGCGUCUGUUUGCUAAAAGUGCCUUUUGUCUCCUCUUCCAGUGAAAAGAAAGCUGCCUUUGUUCUUCAUUUACUCUUUGUUUGUCUUAAUGUUGUUAACACACAAGUCUCCCAUGUGCUUGGACUUUUCAAUGUUCACAUUGUAUUUUGGAAUAUGAGGACAAAGAGCUCUGUAGAACUGUAUAAAACUGUCUGAGGUAAAUAAAGAUUUGGACAU